Messenger RNA from Polistes canadensis, 4104 nucleotides. Its product is annotated as zinc finger protein 135-like. Gene Ontology annotation, molecular function: DNA-binding transcription factor activity, RNA polymerase II-specific; RNA polymerase II cis-regulatory region sequence-specific DNA binding. Gene Ontology annotation, biological process: regulation of transcription by RNA polymerase II. Bases 464 to 2650 code for a protein of 728 amino acids. The transcript is spliced from 8 exons. Gene Ontology annotation, cellular component: nucleus. Lineage: Eukaryota; Metazoa; Arthropoda; Insecta; Hymenoptera; Vespidae. The record is from RefSeq and is a predicted model, not a curated record.
UUCGUGUCAAUUUUAUAUACAUAUGUAAUAGUUAUCUGUAUUCAUUUCCUAUGGUAUGUGAAAAAUCAGGUCUGCGAAUGUUUUAUCACCCAUUUUUUGUCAAUUAAACGCGUCUAAAUAAUAAUGAAAAUCGCUUCCAAACGUCAAAUCUAACGCUAAUGAAAAUUAAUCAAAAAAAAAGUUACAUCAAGUUUUAACCAACACGAACUUGACUUCGAAGAUUACGCAUUUGAUUCACGUUGUAUCCAUAAUGGCCGACUUCGUGAUUCACUUAUCAUUUCCCUAACUUCAUGAUUGUUGUGUACGGCAUUUGUUUGCGCUGAAGUUCGUCUCUAAUGGUUUGUUAUUAUCGUUAAUGCCGGUUGAAAGUGGUGAUUCUUUUUAGAAAACAGAAUAAAUACAAAUAAGUGGACUUUUUACAAGAAACUUGACAUAUCAGUCAUUGAAGUACCACUUGCUCAGCAUGACGGACAAUUUGUAUUGUCCUGGAUGUUCGCAGCGUUCAGAUUCGGUAACGGCCUUGAUACAGCACUUGGAUAGAUGCGGUCAAGAUUUAGAUUCAAAGACGUUUCAAGAUAACGAAGAAAACAACAAGCAGAAAACUUGUAAAGAAACAGUCACAACUUCCGAGGUUUUAAUGGAUACACAUAUCGAGCAGAUUAAUCAAACUUUUCUAACAACUGUAAAUAAUAAUGAUAUUAUGAUAGUAGGAGAAUCUGAAACUAUACAAGUUGACGAAAACGGAGACAUUAAAGUAAUAGAAAAUACUGGUAUGGAGAAAUCAGAAGUAGAUCAUAGUUCGUUGGACUUGAAAAUGAGUGAAAAAUUAAAUGAUGUCAUCAAAGAAAGAGAUGAUAAAUCUUCAAUUUCAAAUACAUUGGUAUCUCCGUCAACCUCUGGCACAGAAGAUAUAUCAGGCGAUAAGAAUAUAAUAACCAUUUUAUCCAGUAGUUCUGAACUUUUGGAUGGAGGUGCUAGUGCCUUGAUAAAUAUGGACCAUAUAAAUGAUGUUGGGGAACUUGAUGAAAGUGGAUUACUUCGUGUUAAACAGGAGCUCUGUGAGGUAAAAGUAGAAGAGCUAGAACCAGAAGCAGUUUAUAGCUGUACAACUUGCGACAUGAGCUUCAAUUCCGUUUUGGAACAUAUUAAACAGUUUCAUGAUGGACAAGAAGUGCUGCUUGAAAUGGCAGAACAGUUGGACGAUUUAUCAUCUGUACCCACAACUUCUGUUCUCCCAGAGGAAACUGAUAAUACCACUAAUACACAAUCUCAAACUAUGAAUACGCUUUAUACCGAAGAAUGUGUAGAUAGUGAAGGAAAAUUAUAUACUAGAAAAGUUGUUCAAGUAGAAAGAUUUUGGGAUAGAAAUUCAAUGGAAGUUCCACCAGUGCAAUCCGUUAAGGCACCAAUGAUUGAGAAAUUUUUUUCAAAUGUAGAAGGCGUUAAGGUAAGAGAGAAGAGGAUAGCUCCUACAUCGGUGAAAAUGUACAGAUGCAAUCAAGGCCUGGAACAAUUGAAUAAAUUAGCAAGUUUACGAGAGCACGCGUGUCUUCGAGGAAAUAAUCGUUGCGACACUUGCGAUCAAACUUUCGCAACGUCAAAAGCGUUACAACUUCAUUCCAAGGUACACGAGGGUGAAUCUGAUUCUAAUCAACGAGUGUUUGUAUGCCCUACGUGUGGUACUGAAUUUUGUUCUCACAAAAGCUUACGAUUGCAUUCUCGUAUGCACGCACCGGUGAGAGCACGACAUGUCGAUGCACCGGAAGGAACUCUCGAUGCGACGUUUACUUGUCCUGAAUGUGGUAAAACUUUAUCAGAAUCAUAUAAAGAAGCGCAUAUGUCGUUGCAUACAGGUGAAUCCGUAACUUGUACAGUUUGUAAUAGAAAGUUUGACUCUGCUGAUAGUUUAGCGAUGCAUGCUGCGGUCCACACCGAAUUGAGUCAGUCACAUUCUCCAACUCCUCCUACAAGCGAAGUCAAUGAAUCGACUGAAAAUCAGAAACCUUAUCAGUGCCAACACUGCGGUCGAAGAUUUACCAGACCGCACGAGAAGGUAAAACACGAGCGUAUUCAUACCGGAGAGAAGCCUCAUGUUUGCGAAGUUUGUGGAAAAACUUUUCGUGUUUCAUACUGUUUGACGUUACAUAUGAGGACACAUACAGGAGUAAGACCAUAUGGCUGUCAACAUUGCGGCAAAAGGUUUAAAGCUUCUUCUGUGUAUAAUCAUCAUUUACUUACUCACGGAGAGGAGCGUGCUUAUACAUGUCCUUAUUGUCCAAAAACUUUUAAAACUAGAGUACAGUUAGCCGGUCAUAAAAAUAGUCAUACCAAGCCAUUUCGUUGUACGGAAUGUUCGAGACCUUUCGCAUCUUUGUAUGCAGCAAGGGCGCACAUUCAAACACAUAAGAAAGACAAUAAUUUAAAAUUUAGUUGUUACAUCUGUGGAGCGUCUUACGGUAGAGCGUUUGCUUUAAAAGAUCAUUUGAAACAACAUGGCCAAGAUACGUUGAUUCCUCCGGAGCCUGCACGAGAGGAAGAAGUACGCGAAGGUGGGAAUUUCUUGUUUUCAGAAGUGGAUAUAGAAGACAAAUUAAUUAUACCAUCUUCAAUAACUGUCGUACAAUCUUCUGGGCCAGAAGAUACGGAUUAAAAUUGUAAUAUCUAGUCGGUAAAUUGUUAUAACUUGUAGUUUACUGUUUCGCGUUUGUUUGUUAGUUUGGGAACGAAAAUGAUUGGAUUUCUCUUAAUUACAUAAUAUUUAAAUUUGUCUUUAUUAUUUUUACGAAAACGUUACAAUGUAAUAUAAUUUAUUACUCUGACUUGUGAUAGUAAUGUAAUUUAAUGAUGUAAACAUCAUUUAAACUUUUACUUUGCUACAGACGCAAGUAAAAAAAGAUUUUAAAAAUAUUUUUAAAAAUUAUCGUCUUUGAUUACACGAAACUAGAAUCUCGAUGUAGGUUAUUUUUGUAUCUCAAUUAAAAUCUAUGGCUUAUCGAGUUUAAUGGAAAUUUUAAAUUUGGGGAAUGUGUGUGAAUGUCGCAUUACAUCUUAUUAGAAUAAUCGCAUUACAUCUUAUUAGAAUAAUCUUCUUGUCAUCUUUCCUUGGAAAAAAAAAAAUGUUUCUUAUAUUUAAAGAUUUAUUCGGUCUUCCUCAUCGUUUACUUCCCUGAAUGAACUUAUUUAGACAAUAACAUAUAUAUCAUUUCUAUCUUUUCUGUAGAUACAAAUAUAUCGAGUAAUGUAUUUACAUUAUAUAUUUCGACUCUUCUAAUUCUUAGCUAUGGCCUUGUAAUAGAUAAAAACAUAGGUGAAAGCAUUCUGUAAGGAACAUCUAAUUUUAUAUUUGAAGUGGAAAUUUGUUAUUAUUAUUUUAUAGAAUGCAAUAAUUCUGUGUACAGUGCUGGCAAUGGAUAUAUUUUCUCUACCAAUCAAAUAUUGUCUUAACAAUUUUACUAACAAGGCUAUUUAUUUGGAAAGCAAGUUGAAGAAGCAAUGUGUGUGCAUGUUGAAAAAAAACAGAAGAAUAAUCCUAAUUACUAACUGGAUUUUUCAUUUUACGCGAAAUAUUUGUUAUUUAAAUUGUUAAAAAUGCGUUUUUAGUAAAAAAUAUCAAAACAAAAUUGUUCGAUAGUUCCUUUUUACGACGGUAUAUUUCGUUCCGUGUACAUCAUAAAAAAUAGUAAUUUUUUAACUUUCAUAUUUAAGACGUUUAUUUUGAAAGAAGCCUAAGUCCAUUUUAGUAUUUUGUUGUUGUUGAACGUAAUAACAUCUACAACAGUCAUAAACAAAAAUUUCGCGGAAAAAAUAAAAAAUAGACUUAGGUCACUAUCAAAAUAAACGAUUUAUUUGAUGUAUUGAAAUAUAAGCAAUAAUUACUAAGAGAUUAAUCUGAGACGGACUGAUUAGGAUGAUUAAGAUACAAUCUAAGCGAGUACAAAUCAAAUUUUGCUGGUUAUCUUAGAAGAAUAUUUAUUUAAUAUGUUCAAAUGAAUGAAGGAAAGGGAUUAUUGAAAACAAAUGUGAACGUGUAGAAAAACAAAAAUAAAAAAUAAGAAAUCAUGCUGUUGUAAAUAAUUGUGUUAAAUAAAGUCAAUGUACAAUCGC